AUGGCGGAGGGGGCUCCACGUCCAAGCGCUUCCUGUCGUUCGUCGACCGCUGCCCUGGUGAAGAACCACACGCUGCGGCCCAGCGCGGAGGCCCUGCUGCGGCACGCCUUCGUCAAGGACCUGCUCAACGAGAGGCAGGUCCGCAUCCUGCUGAAGGACCACCUGGACCGCACCCGCAAGAAGAGGGAGAAGGGUGACCCCUCCUCUCCCCUCUCACCUUUCAUCGACCCCAGGCUGCUGCAGUUAGCCCCGCCCUGCAGCCCCACAAGCAGCAGGCCUGAGCCCAUCAGAAGGCAAAACCACAGGAAGGGCUCUGUGGUGAACGUGAACCCCACCAACAUCCGCCCACAGAGUGACACGCCCGAGAUCCGCAAGUACAAGAAGAAGUUCAACACCGAGGUCCUCUGCGCCGGCCUCUGGGGGGUGAACCUCCUGGUGGGGACCGAGAGUGGUCUGUGGCUUCUGGACCGCAGUGGCCAGGGCAAGGUCUACUCCCUCAUCAGCCGCCGGCGCUUCCAGCAGAUGGACGUGCUGGAGGGCCUCAACGUCCUCAUCACCAUAUCAGGGAAGAAGAACAAGCUGCGGCUUUACUACCUGUCGUGGCUGAGGAACAAGAUCCUGCACAACGACCCCGAGGUGGAGAAGAGGCAGGGCUGGACGUCGGUGGGCGACCUGGAGGGAUGUGUGCACUACAAAGUCGUGCGGUACGAGAAGAUCAAGUUCUUGGUGAUUGCGUUGAAGAGCGCGGUGGAGGUCUACGCCUGGGCUCCUAAACCCUACCACAAGUUCAUGGCCUUCAAGUCCUUCUGCCCGCUGCCCCAGAGACCCCUGUCUGUUGACCUGACGGUGGAGGAGGGUCAGAGGUUAAAAGUCAUCUACGGAUCACUGUCGGGCUUCCACGCCAUCGACGUUGACUCUGGAACGCCGUACGACCUCUACCUGCCCACUCACAUCCAGGGCUCCAUCUGUCCCCACGCCAUCAUCAUCCUGCCCAACAGCGCCGGUACGGAGGUGCUGGUGUGCUACGAGGACGAGGGCGUCUUUAUCGACACCUACGGCCGCAUCACCAAGGACACGGUGCUGCAGUGGGGAGAGAUGCCUGCGUCCGUUGCCUACCUGCAGUCCAACCAGGUGAUGGGCUGGGGGGAGAAGGCCAUUGAGCUAAGGUCCGCCAACACAGGGAACUUGGAAGGGGUCUUCAUGCACAAGAAGGCCCAGAAACUUAAGUUCCUGUGUGAGAGGAACGAUAAGGUCUUCUUCGCAUCAGUUCAAUCGGGAGGCAGCAGUCAGAUCUAUUUCAUGACCCUUGGACAGAACUCACUGUUUAGCUGGUGACACCUGGAUCGACCAAUCCAGGAUCGGCCGGCUAUGCCUGGAUGUGUACCGCCAAGACUGCUUGGUAAUGACUGGGUCUGACGUUGAAGGACGGAUGAGUAAUGCUUGGAUCUGCCGCUCCUGAAUCGGCUGGAAAUGCCUCGACCUCCCAACCCAGGAUCAUUUGGCGAUGUCCCCAUCUAUUCGACCUGGUUGAUUUGAUCAAUCCAUCAACCAUCUACAACUUUUGCUUUCUGGAGUUAAGCUUUUUUUUGUCAACCCAACCUGCCAGGAUUUAAACGUUAUUGAUUCGAAGAAGAGCUCUGUCUCUACAACACACAUGCCUCCAUCAUCGGUGACUCGACCCUGGACUGAUGGUGGUCAAGGCAACAGGAAGUCCACUGAAUCUGACCGUUUGUUCUGUCGUCUGCUAGCGAUGCCUGGAUCCUCCUGGAGCUCUUCGUUAGCAGAAAAAGCUAUCGCUGCAUUAUCUAGAUACCUUGGACACUUCAACACCUUCUUCAGUUGGUCUUUAAAAAUUGACCACCUCCCCAUUGUAAGGCGUCUACUGGGAAUGUCGGGGAAAAUUACGGGGCUUCUUUGCAAAUUAAUAUCAAUUUUACUGGAUAGCAUAUAUUUUUUUUUAUGUAAUUCAACCUACAUUUCUCAUCUGGUGUGUUGUCUUGUGUCAAACAAUUCAACCAUUUAAUCAUUUUGUCGUUAUUUUCCAUUCUGAUGGAAAGGAUUGUGUAGAUUUAGUAAAGUGAUCAUACAAAAAUCGGUGUUAUUAUUGAUGCCUACCUGCAGAUGUCCGUUCCUGGUAUCAUAACCUUUAGUUCCCUUGUAUCAUAACCUUCAGUUCCCUUGUAUCAUAACCUUCAGUUCCCUGGUCUCAUUACCUUCAGUUCCCUGGUCUCAUUACCUUCAGUUCCCUGGUCUCAUUAACUACAGUUCUCUGGUAUCAUUACCUCCAGUACCCUGGUCUCAUAACCGUCAGUUCCCUGGUAUCAUAUAGGCCUGGAUAGGAUAGGCAUUCUCCAUAAGCAGAUUAGUAAAUUGUUCUUACAGCCAAUACAAUCAACAUUAACUGAAUAGAUAUCUAUAAGGGGACCAAACUUGGUUUGAAGCAUGAGGUAUAUCUGGUUGAAUCACUGUAUGUAAAUGAGAAGAAACUUAAAAAGGUUUGGUCGGAUAUUAUGCAUAUUCUAAGAAGGACUUUCAUUAUUAUGCCUGUAUGUGUCAUGUAUGUUUGUUUUUUCUCCUAACUUGAAGAAUUACUAUUGACAAAGCUAAUGAGAUAACAUAUGUAUAUAAAGGUGAAUUCUAUUUGUAAUAAAGUAUGACUAUGCUGCUCUUAA
Messenger RNA from Gadus macrocephalus (Pacific cod), 2672 nucleotides. RefSeq names its product mitogen-activated protein kinase kinase kinase kinase 4-like. The transcript has 11 exons. Lineage: Eukaryota; Metazoa; Chordata; Actinopteri; Gadiformes; Gadidae. The coding region runs from base 1 to 1335 and encodes 444 amino acids. The record is from RefSeq and is a predicted model, not a curated record.